Dissoconium aciculare CBS 342.82 is the source of this 216-nucleotide messenger RNA. Its product is annotated as heat shock protein DnaJ. NCBI's taxonomy places the organism in Eukaryota, Fungi, Ascomycota, Dothideomycetes, Mycosphaerellales, Dissoconiaceae. The transcript has 2 exons. The annotation marks the transcript as partial. The record is from RefSeq and is a predicted model, not a curated record.
AUGGUCAAACCAGAUGUGAAGCAUAACUACUAUGCCGAUCUCGAACUGCCGACCACAGCCUCCGUAGACGACAUCAGGAAAGCGUACCGCAAGCUCGCAUUACAAUAUCAUCCUGAUCGAAACGCUGGGAAAGAGGCGGAAGUUGUGCCAAGGUUCCAGGCGAUACAGGCCGCUAACGAGGUCCUGUGUGACCCAACUACGAAAGCUCAGUAUGAU